Messenger RNA from Metschnikowia bicuspidata var. bicuspidata NRRL YB-4993, 1360 nucleotides. RefSeq lists its product as uncharacterized. The coding region runs from base 82 to 1038 and encodes 318 amino acids. The record is from RefSeq and is a predicted model, not a curated record. NCBI's taxonomy places the organism in Eukaryota, Fungi, Ascomycota, Pichiomycetes, Serinales, Metschnikowiaceae. Gene Ontology annotation, cellular component: eukaryotic translation initiation factor 3 complex, eIF3m. Gene Ontology annotation, molecular function: metallopeptidase activity; translation initiation factor activity; translation initiation factor binding. The transcript has a single exon. Gene Ontology annotation, biological process: translational initiation.
CACGUGACCAGCGUGCGGGACCAGGAAAAAGACAUGAAAAAAAAGCCUGCUCCAUGCCCAGCACUCUGAAACCACACAAACAUGGCCGACACUUUCAUGCACUUGGUCCGGCCCACGGUGGCCGCGCCCGCCGCGCCCGCCGCGUCGUCGCCCGCCGACGUGCUCAUCCACAACUCGGCGCUCUUCCUGAUUUUGCAGAUCGUGUCCAAGCAGAUUCUUGAGCAAAACACCCGAAUCAUCGGCACGUUGCUUGGCGUCCGGUCCGACGACGGCAGCAAGGUCGAAAUCAGAGACGCUUUCAUGGUGCCGUGCCAGGAGACCGGCGACUCCAUUGCUAUCGAGGAGCACAAACACAAAACGUUGUACUCCUUGUACAAGAAGGCGCACCCCAAGGAAUCCGUGUUGGGCUGGUUCGACUGCUCCGGCCACAUCGACGCGUCCACCAGCUUGAUCCACGACUUCUACUCGAAGGGCGCGGACAGAGCCUACCCCUUCCCCGCCAUCUACCUCAACGUGAAGUACUUGAACGGCGACUCCAUCGAGUUCCCGCAGUUGACCACAUACAUUGGCGCCGCCUUGGGCAAGCCCGGCAGCGUGCAGAAGAUCGGCUGGACCACCGUCACCAGAAACACACUGUACAUCUUCUCGCCCAUCCCACACAAGGUCGGCGCCACCACGAUCGCGGAGAAGUCGGCGUUGAGCCAGAUCAGCCACGCCACGGGGCCCUCUGCGGCGGCCCACGCCGGCCAGUUGCUGACCGUGCUGCGGGAAAUCGGCGCUGUGCAGGGCCACAUCGACGCCGUGUUGGCCGCCGUCCACGGCGCCUCGAACUCGGACGCAGACAUCGACAUGUUGCGCAACUUAAGCAACAGCCUAUUGAACAAGCCCACCAUCUUGUCCGACUUGGAUGCGUUGAAGCACCACUUCCAGGCGCACAACCAGGACAUCAUCAUGAUCGAAUACUUGACCCGGGCCGUCAAGGAGCAGAUCGAGUUGAGCGUGCGCUUGUCUGCCGAGGCCGACAAGAAGGCCAUCUAAACCCACUGCUCGUGAGACGGGCAUGGGGCAUGGGGAGAGUCACGAGAUGGCCGGUCGAUGGCCACUAGAUAGCGAGGACAGGGGCACGGGGAGAGUGUCACGAAGACAGAUUAUGUAUUGUGCCGCGGGAGCCGCGGCUGCGCAUCAAUAAUACGAUAUUCCGCUUUGCAAGUGUAGUGAUUCAUUGCCAUGUACCUUCCUGGGUCCUGUUGGCGGGACUGCUUGUGGAUGUAGACGCAGCCUUUUGGAUGCAGUGAGAAGGUGUUUGAAUGCAGUGGGAGAAUACCUCCGAAUUGCAGUGGGAGAAGAUAUUUGAAUUGCA